This is a messenger RNA of Salvelinus fontinalis (brook trout), 1161 nucleotides long. RefSeq lists its product as uncharacterized. The record is from RefSeq and is a predicted model, not a curated record. Lineage: Eukaryota; Metazoa; Chordata; Actinopteri; Salmoniformes; Salmonidae. The transcript has a single exon. The coding region runs from base 1 to 1161 and encodes 386 amino acids.
AUGCAACAGGCAGACAUGCAGCAGGCGGUCAUGCAGCAGGCGGUCAUGCAGCAGGCAGACAUACAGCAGGUGGUCAUACAGCAGGCAGUCAUGCAGCAGGCAGACAUGCAACAGGCGGACAUGCAACAGGCGGUCAUGCAGCAGGCAGACAUACAGCAGGCAGACAUGCAGCAGGCGGACAUGCAGCAGGCGGACAUGCAGCAGGCGGACAUACAGCAGGCGCUCAUACAGCAGGCGGUCAUACAGCAGGCAGUCAUGCAGCAGGCGGACAUGCAGCAGGCGGACAUACAGCAGGCGGUCAUACAGCAGGCGGUCAUGCAGCAGGCGCUCAUACAGCAGGCGGUCAUACAGCAGGCAGUCAUACAGCAGGUGGACAUGCAGCAGGUGGACAUGCAGCAGGCGCUCAUACAGCAGGCAGUCAUACAGCAGGCGGUCAUGCAGCAGGCGCUCAUACAGCAGGCGGUCAUACAGCAGGCAGUCAUACAGCAGGUGGACAUGCAGCAGGUGGACAUGCAGCAGGCGCUCAUACAGCAGGCAGUCAUACAGCAGGCGGACAUGCAGCAGGCGGUCAUACAGCAGGCGGUCAUACAGCAGGCGGUCAUACAGCAGGCGGUCAUGCAGCAGGCAGACAUGCAGCAGGCGGACAUGCAGCAGGCGGACAUGCAGCAGGCGGACAUACAGCAGGCGCUCAUACAGCAGGCGGUCAUACAGCAGGCGGACAUGCAGCAGGCGGACAUGCAGCAGGCGGACAUACAGCAGGCGGUCAUACAGCAGGCAGUCAUACAGCAGGUGGACAUGCAGCAGGCAGUCAUACAGCAGGUGGACAUGCAGCAGGCGGACAUGCAGCAGGCGGACAUGCAGCAGGCGGACAUACAGCAGGCGGUCAUACAGCAGGCAGUCAUACAGCAGGUGGACAUGCAGCAGGCGGACAUGCAGCAGGCGGACAUACAGCAGGCGGUCAUGCAGCAGGCAGUCAUACAGCAGGUGGACAUGCAGCAGGCGGACAUACAGCAGGCGGACAUACAGCAGGCGGUCAUACAGCAGGUGGACAUGCAGCAGGUGGACAUGCAGCAGGCGGUCAUACAGCAGGCAGUCAUACAGCAGGUCAUACCAGCGCACACAACCCAAAAAUACAGUUUGCUCUUUUUUUCCCAUCGUUAG